CUUAUGUGUGACCGCCAUCAUAUUGCAGACUUCACCUAUCUCUUAUGUGUGACUGCCAUCAUAUUGCGGUCUACACGUAUCUCUUAUGUGUGACUGCCAUCAUAUUGCAGUCUACAAGUAUCUCUUAUGCGUGACUGCCAACAUAUUGCAGUCUAUACAUAACUCUUAUGUGUGACUGCCAUUAUUAUGCAGUCUACACGUAUCUCUCACGUGUGACUGCCAUCAUAUGGCAGUCUACACACAUCUCUUACGUGUGACUGCCAUCAUAUUGCAGUCUACACGUAUCUCUUAUGCGUGACUGCCAUCAUAUUGCGGUCUACACGUAUCUCUAAUGUGUGACUGCCAUCAUCUUGCAGUCUACACGUAUCUCUAAUGUGUGACUGCCACCAUAUUGCGGUCUACACGUAUCUCUUAUGUGUGACUGCCAUCAUCUUGCAGUCUACAAGUAUUCUUAUGUGUGACUGCCAUCAUAUUGGGGUCUACAUGUAUGUUUUAUGUAUGACUGCCAUCUACUGGUCACACUUAUCAUUACACCAUGUACCAUAUAAAAUAGCUUCGAGGUUGGUAAGCACAACCCGAAUUAUGCCGUACAUCAGGCGGGUUAUAAGGCGAGUUUUGGGUUAAUGGAAGGAUAGUCGAAAAAACUAGGGUAAGUGACGGACCAAUGGGUGUUGUUGGUCAAGUACUUCCUGUGUUGUCAAUGAAAGUCUUCAUGAGGGAUCAAAAGAUGAAUUAGUAGUACUUAGUAGUUCCUAAAUAGCGCGGAACACUCUCUGGACUAUCGAUGUCGCUCUGCCCCUGACCCUCCAACUCCGCCCGAGUCCAGCUGUUACGUCAGCCUUCCAGUUUCCCAAGCCCCCCCCCCCGGAAUGCCCUGACUCCGGGACCCCCGUCUAGUCCUGCACUCCCCCUGCUCUUCUUGGCAGCCAAAGACCCAGGGGAGGAUGAGGACAAGCGGACAGCCCAGAUAAGUACCACAUGAAGGUUCCCACAUUACCUCACUCCGAGACGUGGCUGCUUGCACACCCUUCCAGGUUCUGGUUCUGGUGCAGGGGUCCCCACUCAGAGACCUUGGGGAAGAUGCACUCGGCGGCGGCAUUUUGAACGUCCCCGCCUCAUCGGCGUCGAGAGAAAGUGAGGCGAGGACGGGUCCUUGUCUUCUCUGAGCGCACAUGGCAGGAAGUCAUCUGGAGAGCAUCACGGCGCUCGCCGCCAGCCACCAGCCGGCGGACCCUCCCAUCCAGAGACCCCCGGCAAGCGGCGGUCCUCGGUGCCCGCACAGACGCAGGCAGAGUGUUCGCGCCAGUCGGGAUUGGGUGCCGUCUGUGUAUGGACCCAGACCUAACUCCAACUGUGUGUGUGAGGUCCCAGUCAGCACAGCAGGCGUUCACAACUCCCCAGAAAAUGCCGCACGGGAGAGAAGUCGUGUACGCAACCUGCGCCAGGCCUUCCACAGCCUGCAGGCGGCUCUUCCAUCAGUCCCUCGUGACACAAAGCUGUCCAAGCUGGAUGUUCUGGUUUUGGCGACCAACUACAUAGCCUACCUGACACAGACCCUGGACCAGGGAAGAAGUCUCUCCGAGCACACCUUGCCAUCAAGACCGGGUGGAUACCUCCACCCUGUGAAGAAGUGGCCCAUGCGCUCCCUGCUCUACUGUGGCCAAGUGCUCUCAGGAGGGCCAGCCAAUCAGAGGCCUCCGUCUGGACAGGACGCAACACACUUCCUCGGGCAGGCCUUGGAAGGAGACAAGGACUGUUAGGCAGAUAAGCGGGAAAGGAGGAAUUGUUUUGGGAACUCAGCAGCUGUGUGACCACCUCCUCUCCAUCCAGUAAUGAGCAUUUAGUCACCAUUACACAACUUCAACACCAUCUGCACAACCUGUUUGUGUGUGUGUGUGUGUGUGUGUGUGUGCCACCUACCAAGUGGAUGUUUCUUACCCUUUGCGUUGAUGUUUCGCCGUCUUUGUUGCAUCUUUGAUGAUAAAGGAUGUUGACGAAGGAGUUGGUCAGCAUGUUGUCAAUAUUCAGUGUUUUAUUGUUCAUAUUUAAUAUUGUCAAUCGCUCAUUCUGCAUUUCAUGUACAUUCUGACUCUC
Molecule: messenger RNA, 2094 nt
Organism: Nerophis ophidion (straightnose pipefish)
Lineage: Eukaryota; Metazoa; Chordata; Actinopteri; Syngnathiformes; Syngnathidae
Product: transcription factor 24-like
Exons: 5
Coding region: 1173-1760 (195 amino acids)
Biological process (GO): regulation of transcription by RNA polymerase II; developmental process
Molecular function (GO): DNA-binding transcription factor activity, RNA polymerase II-specific; RNA polymerase II transcription regulatory region sequence-specific DNA binding; protein dimerization activity
Source: RefSeq, a predicted model, not a curated record